Molecule: messenger RNA, 2861 nt
Organism: Phyllostomus discolor (pale spear-nosed bat)
Lineage: Eukaryota; Metazoa; Chordata; Mammalia; Chiroptera; Phyllostomidae
Gene: AK3
Product: adenylate kinase 3
Exons: 5
Coding region: 120-803 (227 amino acids)
Biological process (GO): nucleobase-containing compound metabolic process
Cellular component (GO): cytoplasm; mitochondrion
Molecular function (GO): ATP binding; AMP kinase activity
Source: RefSeq, a predicted model, not a curated record
CCCGGGCACAGCGCCGCCGCCCGCUUGCAGCCAGUCCGCGGGCCGCGGCCGCAGAGCCGGGGAGCGCCCAGCCAGGCCGAAGCCGCACAACCCGCACAGUCGCGCCUCUCCCUGCCGCCAUGGGGGCGUCCUCGCGGCUACUGCGCGCGGUGAUCAUGGGGGCGCCGGGCUCCGGCAAGGGCACCGUGUCGUCGCGCAUCACUAAACACUUUGAGCUGAAGCACCUCUCCAGCGGGGAUCUGCUCCGAGACAACAUGCUUCGGGGCACAGAGAUUGGUGUGUUAGCCAAGACUUUCAUUGAACAAGGGAAGCUCAUUCCAGAUGAUGUCAUGACUCGACUGGCCUUUCAUGAGCUGAAAAACCUCACCCAAUAUAACUGGCUAUUGGAUGGUUUUCCAAGGACUCUUCCUCAGGCAGAAGCCUUGGAUAGAGCUUAUCCGAUAGAUCUAGUGAUUAAUCUGAACGUGCCCUUUGAAGUCAUUAAGCAACGCCUCACUGCUCGCUGGAUUCAUCCCGCCAGUGGCCGAGUCUACAACAUCGAAUUCAACCCUCCCAAAAAUGUGGGCAUUGAUGAUCUGACCGGAGAGCCUCUCACUCAGCGUGAGGACGACAGACCAGAGACAGUUGUCAAGAGGCUGAAGGCUUACGAAGCUCAAACACAGCCCGUCUUGGAAUACUACCAGAAAAAAGGAGUAUUGGAAACAUUCUCUGGAACCGAAACCAACAAGAUCUGGCCCCAUGUAUAUGCCUUCCUACAAACAAAAGUUCCACAAAUUAACCAGAAAGCACCAGUUACUCCAUGAGGAAAGCAUGUGUAACUAGUAAGAUGAGCAGAAGCUCCUCAUUUGUGUAGUUAGAGGCUCCUUGUCCUGAGACUCUAAUGUAUGAAUUCUUUGAAAAUUGUUUAAUUUCUACUGAUUUUAUUCUGGAAAUUAAGGAUGUGCCAAAUGCAUCAGAUACUCAUUUUUUGAAAUCUAGUAUAUUUUAUCCAGUUAUCUUCUAUGGGUGCACAAUUCAAAAACAUCAGAGAUCUCUAACGAAACUUGUAAAAAAUCAUUUAGAGCAAUUGGUAGUAAUCUAACUUCUGUUCAGAAGAGUAAGUGGUUGAUCAAGUUCCCUUAUUUUUCUGGAAAAGUAAAAGAAAAAAAGUCCUCUGUCAUUUGGGAAAAGUAUCUCAUCAGAGGGUUUUAAUUAGAUAUGCCAAAAAGCCAUAUUUAGCACUGUGGUACAUGGUCUUGUGGUACUGUAUGUCUGUAAAAUUCCAGAAGAAAAGCAACUGGAUUUACGUAUUAAUUGAAUGAUGCAAAUUCACUGCUGCUUCUACACUAAAGAAAUUUGUAAGCUAGCCAUGUAUGUUGUAUUUAUUUUGUUGUUAAAUGUACCUUCAGGUUACUCAGAAUUUUCAGUUUAUCAAUUAGCAUAGAAAGUACUUUCCUAUAGGAUUUAAUUAGAAAUUGACAUUAAGUCUUGUGAAGGACUGGAGUUGUAUUUUCAAAGGAAAAUGUAAAGGCCUAUGUUUUCAGGUGAUACUUGGGUUAAGAUAUGUGCUUUUGGACCUACUUGCUGGUUUCUCUUUUUGAUCAGAAUGUAUGAUCUGCCUUGAUGAGUAACACUAAAGAAGAAAAAAACCCCUCAUGGCAUUAGAUAAAGCAAGCAUGCUUUUUCAUUAAGAAAUAGAUCAGGUCUGCCUGGGGAAAACUGUCUGGACAAAAAUAGCAAUCAUAAUUAGUAAACAGGUGUGGCGAUGAAAAGGACUUACAUCCCAGGUUAAAAAGGGCCUAGAUGCUACGUUUCUGGAAGGGGUUCAGUCCUAAUCAAAGAAGUUGACACCUGCUGGCAUUCACUGCUGCCCUGUCCUAAGGGUAAAGGACUCUGCUGGUGGGUGAAACCUGAGCAGCCAUUUCAAAAUCAAAGCGACUUGAUUCCUUAGUGGAGCAGCAAGGAUGCUUCUGUGCACACUACGGCCUGGCAGAACGAGGGGAGCAAUAGGAGAGUGGAGAAGCCUGACUGUGUGUCUUCAGUGGCAGGCUUACUCUUGGCUUUACUUGGUGCCAAAUCAAAUGAAACGAGUCCUCCUACAGCUGUUAAAAACUGCCUUUGAAAAUGUGGCCUGUUUUAUUCUAGGCACCUAAAAUGCAAUUGCCUAUAAGUGGUUCUUAUGUAUUUUGUGGGGGGGAAAAACUUAUUUUUCUUUCGAUUUUUUAAAAAUUCAAUUUGAUCUUUCAAAAUGGACCAAAGCUUUUAAAAAGGAUUACUGUAAACAUUCCUUUCUUUAUAAAACUUUCUAUAAUGCCUUAUUUGAAUGUUAAUACUAACAUGCUUUCUAAAAAUGUGAACUACUGAACUUACGAAUUAUCACUAGGUUAUCAGACAUACAUUAGUAUUAAGGUAUUAAAGAAUACAAUCCAAUUUGACAACUGUAAUGAUCGCUUUGUCUUUGGUAGGUAGGUCACAGAGCCCGCUCCAUUCCACCUUCCAUUCUGCUGCCCUGAUGACUCACUGCCUCUGAAUUGGUGACUCGUUUCUAAUAAUUCUCUUAAAACAGUACAGAAACUGGUUUCCUUUCAUGUUACACUUCAUCUCCUGCUAUAGUAUGGCAGCCAUAUUGGCCUUCUUGACACCCUUGAGAUUUGGAAUCAGAAACAGGGGAGAACAUGGCUAUGAAAUUUAAAAUUCUUCUUCCCUGUGACCAUUCCCUCCUCACCCCCAAAACAACCCAAAGUUUUGCACAUGCAUCCAUUAGUUUGGGAAACACCUGCACUAUUGCUUUUUUCUUUAUUAAAGCAAACAGUACUUGUUUUAUGUUGAGUUAAUGUCAGACAGUUCUGAUGACUAGCGUUGCUGAGGAGCACAUCUGCUAC